GCGCGAAAAUUGAAUUCCUGACUCAGUCGUUCGCGCGAACGCUUCCGAAGUAGACGUGCGUUGGGAUUUUUGGGUUUUUUAUUUUUAUAUAUCACCAAGAGGUGUUCAAGAUGAAGUACCUAUUUGUUCUCGCUGUUUUCGCGUUGGCGUUCGCCGCUGAAGAGAAGAAGGAGGAAAGGCCGAAGACUUUCCAACGACUGAUUCCCGCUGACGUACUGAGAGAUUUCCCCGGUCUCUGCUUCGCAUCCACCCGCUGUGCCACAGUCGAACCUGGCAACUCCUGGGACUUGGCUCCCUUCUGUGGUCGUAGCACCUGCGCAGUCAGUGAAGACACACCCCCCAGGCUCCUGGAACUCGUUGAGGACUGCGGACCCCUUCCCUUGGCUAACCCCAAAUGCAAACUCGACACUGACAAAACCAACAAGACUGCACCCUUCCCCGACUGCUGUCCAGUAUUCACAUGUGAAGAUGGCGUCAAAUUAGAAUACCCAGAACUCCCCACACCACCAGCAGAAGAAAAGAAAACUGAGGAAGCUAAGGCCUAAAUUAAAAUAUAGUUUUAAAUUUGAUUAAUUAUAAUUAUAUGGACGCUCAAUUGACGUUACACUUUCCCGCGUCCAUUUCAAAAUCUAUUGUAUUUAUGUAUAUAAAAGUAAUUUUAUUACCGCUUUCUAUUUGUAACUAACAAUCAGCUAUUGUUCAAAAUUCAAAGCGGUUUCCUAUUUCCGGUUCCGUUGGUAACAAAAACCUUUGUUCGGUUUUUAAAGUUGGUCGCGUUUUCUUUUUUUAUUAUUUUUUUUAGGAGUUUAUCGAUCUUUUUUUACUUGAAUACCUGCCUAUUAUAAGAAAAGUUUGUGAUAUUGAUUAAAUAAUAGAAAAGAGAUUCAAUAAAAAAAUACAAAUUUCUAA
This is a messenger RNA of Melitaea cinxia (Glanville fritillary), 909 nucleotides long. RefSeq lists its product as uncharacterized. NCBI's taxonomy places the organism in Eukaryota, Metazoa, Arthropoda, Insecta, Lepidoptera, Nymphalidae. The transcript is spliced from 3 exons. The record is from RefSeq and is a predicted model, not a curated record. Bases 111 to 545 code for a protein of 144 amino acids.